AUGGACUCACAUCUGUCCGAUAAAAACAGACACCCAACUUUGCAAAGUGUGGAACAACUGGUGGAAAACUGCAAGGAAACUUGGCUGAAAGCUUGGGCGUUGCUCCUGAUCGCGCUGCGAAGCAUUCGCAGACUUAACAUCUUGCUGGUCAUCUCAAAGGACUUGCAGUGUAAGAAACUUCAAAGCCUUACCAUUCGCACGCUGCCAGGAAGCCAUCCAAUUGUAGAGAGGAUUCCCCGAGUGAGGUCACGCGACAACGACACAUCAGCGCGAAAGUCCGGGAUUUCCCUCCAGCAACCAUCCAGAGAGAAGAACAGCCUUCAACUCAACUCAAAGCAAUCAGUGAUGGAGGGAGAUUCAGUCACUAUAAACUCUGGUCUUACUGAAAUAAUGGAUGAUGAUGUGAUUCAGUGGAGGUUUUGGGUUGAAGGCAUUGUAAUAGCUGAGAUCAGUAAAGAGUUUGACAGUAUUACUGUUUAUGAUGUUCUUGAUGGGAGAUUCAGAGACAGACUGAAGCUGGACAAACAAACUGGAUCUCUGACCAUCACAAACACCACAACUGAACAAACUGGAACUUAUGAUCUGCAGAUCAACAUUCACAGCAGUUUUUUUUUUUAUCUCACUGUCUAUGCUCGUCUACCUGUUCCUGUCAUCAGCAGAGACUGUUCCUCUUCUUCAUCAUCAUCAUCAUCAUCAUCAUAUUGUUCAUUGGUGUGUUCAGCGGUGAAUGUGGGUCAUGUGACUCUCUCCUGGUACAAAGGAAACAGUUUAUUGUCCAGCAUCAGUGUGUCUGAUCUCAGCAUCAGUCUCUCUCUACCUCUGGAGGUGGAAUAUCAGGAUAAAAACACCUACAGCUGUGUGCUCAACAAUCCCCUCAGCCACCAGACGAGACAUCUGGACACCAAUGAACUUUGUCAACCAUGUUCAGACUCUGAACACUGUUGUGGUUCUACUGAAGCUGUGAUCCGAUUGGUCCUCUCUGCUCUGGUGGGCGUGGCUACUGUCAUUUUUAUGGUUUAUGACAUCAGAUCCACAUGGUCUAAACAUGUUGUCCCUAUUCUCUUAAUGAGUGUUUUUCAGGCGUAA
This is a messenger RNA of Onychostoma macrolepis, 1086 nucleotides long. RefSeq lists its product as uncharacterized. The record is from RefSeq and is a predicted model, not a curated record. The transcript has 5 exons. Lineage: Eukaryota; Metazoa; Chordata; Actinopteri; Cypriniformes; Cyprinidae. The coding region runs from base 1 to 1086 and encodes 361 amino acids.